AUGGCCUCCGGCAGUAAAGCAAUUACACGACGAUUUAUCAUCUUCACUCUUCACCACUCUACCUGGCCGCUUCGCCUUAGUAUGCGCCGCCGCACCCUCGAAGUACCAGUCGACCAAACUGGUCUCCACGUGGAAUUUGAUUUGGUCUUCAGAGAACGAGAUCUGAGUCGCAUUGUCGCAUACAUUUCCCAUCCUUCAACUAUGUCCAUGAAGGGCUUAGAGGAGCCUAGGUCAUGUUCUGUAGGGAAGAUUCUGGACCAGACUGAGUAUCCUCCCGCGUCUCUCAGAUGGGCUAGGAAAUAUUUGGGCAAGAGGUUCGAUAUCGUCAUCCAAGGAAAAACAUCGAUUGCAAGAGCUUGCAUGGAACAGCUGAAUGAGAGACAAUUGCUUGGACUCUACAAUACCCUUCUCGCCAAAGAAAAGGCAGCCGACAAGAAAAGAACGGGCGAUACAACAGGCCAACGACCUAAAAAAACGCACAAAGCAGUCCCCAAACCCAAAAGCUUAGCCGACAAUACAAAUGACCACUGUCUGCCUUCGAGCCAGCUCCAUCAUAUGCGAAAGCGAGUCAACCGCUCAGUGGCCAAAUCCGGCAAGUGGCAUCCUGUGCGUGAAGCUCGAGACCUGCGGGACGGCCGUCAAGUGCAAUUCACCGCCAACGGACUGCUUCCUCUUCAAGUUCCGUGGAUAGAAGACCCACUCAGAUUGGUUGUCGGCCCGGAAGCUAAGGCAAAGAUCAAACUUUGUGGGGAGAAUCCCACAAUCCAUUCCUGCAAGACUGCGUUGUCCUCAAGGUUGGAGAUGAUGUCGUCUUCAGCCAGUCCAAUACCUAUAUGCACGCAGCACAGACUGGGGAGUUAUGGAAAACACAAAUCGGAAAAGAGUGGGUAG
This is a messenger RNA of Endocarpon pusillum Z07020, 891 nucleotides long. RefSeq lists its product as uncharacterized. Bases 1 to 891 code for a protein of 296 amino acids. The transcript has 4 exons. The record is from RefSeq and is a predicted model, not a curated record. Lineage: Eukaryota; Fungi; Ascomycota; Eurotiomycetes; Verrucariales; Verrucariaceae.